AUGUGUGCGGAACAAAUUAAGACAAUGGACACAGCUGUUUACCAACCAUUUUCCUCCAUUUUGGCUGGAGCACGAGAGAGAGCGAGAUUUGUUGUAUCAGGAGGAACAAGUGUUGACGACGAGUCUACUGAUGGUUGCAGCUCUGGAAUGUUUUCCAGUGACGAAGACGCAGAUUGGAGCAGUGAUGAGGUUAGUUUCGACAACUAUUCGGACGAAGAAACGACUGACUUGCUCAUGUUGGACGUGUACCAAGGUGAGCGAUGGUUUUGGUCCCCACCUAGCUCGAUGAAUAGCAUUCAAAGCUACGAAGACAAGUAUGAAACAGCCAGUCAACGUAGUGCCGACUUGGAUGAAUUUGGAUUGGAGCUCAGUGAUAAAUACUACAGACGCCCUACCAUGUAUGCCAUACCAUCGGUUGAUUUUAAAAGUGAUGGUGUGAUUGAUACUUGGGUUAACCGUUACGGAUCAAGCAAAGACGACUUCACUUACGUGCCAACUGUGCCCGAUGAUGAUGACUUGGAUAACGGGUCUCAAGACUCAAUUGUAGCGACAGGGUUUUACAUCCCACAACUCUAA
Peronospora belbahrii is the source of this 576-nucleotide messenger RNA. Lineage: Eukaryota; Oomycota; Peronosporomycetes; Peronosporales; Peronosporaceae. The record is from the annotation of a GenBank genome assembly.